UUAAAUUAUAUUAAAAUGAAUAAUUAUGCACGUGCUGAAACUCGAACACUUCACUCUAAUCUUUACUCCAUGAGUAGUAUAAAUAAGAAGCACAUCUUGAAGAAGAAACCUCAACCUUCCAAGCUACAAUUGUGCUCUAUUUUAUGCUCAAAACUUGGUUGGCAAAACAAAGUUCAAGCAAAAUACACAAUCAUGGAUAAGCCAAGUUUCGAGUACAAGAAGCUGGGUUUUAACAAGAUGCUCUUAAACUACGUUCCUGUCUAUGUGAUGCUACCAUUAGGAGUUGUAUCUCGUCGAAAUUCAUUCAAAGAUGAGGAAGGCACAAGGAAGCAACUAGAGAAACUAAAAGAAGCCGGUGUAGAUGGAAUAAUGGUGGACGUGUGGUGGGGAAUAAUAGAAGGCCAAGGUCCAAAGCAGUACGAUUGGAGGGCUUAUCGACGUCUGUUUCAAGUCGUGCAGGAAUAUGGCUUGAAAAUCCAAGCUAUUAUGUCUUUCCAUCAAUGUGGAGGCAAUGUAGGGGAUGUUGUCACUAUCCCCCUCCCUGAGUGGGUUCUCAACAUUGGUAGAUCCAACAACGAUGUCUUUUAUACCAAUCUUGAUGGUACUAGGAACGUCGAGUACCUUUCCCUUGGUGUCGAUAAUGAGCCUCUCUUUGAAGGCCGGACACCUAUCCAGAUGUACAGCGAUUUCAUGAAGAGUUUUAGAGAGAAUAUGUCGGAGUUCUUUGAGGCGGGAACCAUAGUGGACAUCGAAGUAGGUGCAGGUCCAGCAGGGGAGCUACGAUACCCUUCUUAUCCCGAGUCUCAAGGAUGGGUUUUUCCAGGAAUCGGAGAAUUUCAGUGUUAUGACAAAUAUAUGGCAGCAGACUUUAAGAAGGCAGCAAAAGAAGCAGGGCAUCCUGAAUGGGAGCUGCCAACUGAUGCCGGAAAAUACAAUGACACUCCUGAAGAAACAGGUUUUUUCAGAAGGAAUGGAACUUACAAAUCUGAUAAAGGAGUCUUCUUCUUGACUUGGUACUCCACCAAGUUAAUUUACCAUGGUGAUCAGAUCUUGGAAGAAGCUAACAAAGCAUUCCGUGGUUGCACACUCAAGUUAGCGGUUAAGGUAUCAGGGAUUCAUUGGUGGUUCAACUAUCAUUGUCAUGCUGCUGAACUUACUGCAGGGUACUAUAACUUGUAUCGUAGAGAUGGAUAUCGGCCAAUUGCAAGGAUGCUUACUAGGCACAAUGCCAUCUUGAAUUUCACAUGUCUUGAAAUGAGGGACACUGAACAAUCUUCUGAAGCUUACAGUGGUCCGGAAGCACUUGUUCGACAGGUAUUAAGUGAUGGAUGGAAAGAGAACGUUAAAGUUGCAGGUGAAAAUGCACUUCCAAGAUAUGACAGCACAGCUUACAAUCAAAUCCUGUUAAAUGCUCGCCCGAAUGGUGUUAACAGCAAUGGAGCACCAGCACUGAAGAUGUUUGGGUUUACUUAUCUUCGUAUUUCUAACGAUCUACUGGAAUAUAAUAACUUCAAUCUGUUUAAGAAGUUUGUCAAGCGAAUGCAUGCUAACCAAAAUUACUGUCCAGACAUAGAGAAGUAUGGAAACUCCAUUGAGCCAUUAGGACCAUCAAAGCCGAAAAUUCCUGUUGAUGUUCUUCUGGACGCGACUAGACCAACAGAGCCAUUCCAAUUUGAUAAGAAGACAGAUAUGAGUGUUGAUGGUUCACUCUCUGCCUUUGGAGCCAAACUGAAAAACUUGAUUUCUUGCCUAUUCAAAAAUUAAGUACAAUUCAAGCCUACGUGAAAGUGAGCAAACACUAUGUUACAUUGUAACUGAGAAAAAAAAAAUGUUUCUAAGUUUCAGAUUAAACUACUUAGUUCUUCUAUGUCGCGUUUCAUCCAUGUAUCUGGUAAAAUAAAUAAAAAGCUGUAUCUGGUGUUUGCACAAGGCUUAUUUUCAUAUAUUAGCUGCUUAAUAAAUGAGAAGCUGUAUCGAGGGUUUGCACAAUGUCGCUUUACAUGUACUUUUAUCUGGUAAAUGAAUGCAUAUUUACAUUAGCUGUUUUUGUACUCCUA
Molecule: messenger RNA, 2057 nt
Organism: Chenopodium quinoa (quinoa)
Lineage: Eukaryota; Viridiplantae; Streptophyta; Magnoliopsida; Caryophyllales; Amaranthaceae
Product: beta-amylase-like
Exons: 8
Coding region: 16-1764 (582 amino acids)
Biological process (GO): polysaccharide catabolic process
Molecular function (GO): beta-amylase activity
Source: RefSeq, a predicted model, not a curated record